ACCCCACAACCAUGGUGGUGCCGCUGGCCAGCUCAGAAGCCCAGAUGGUGCAGUCACUGGGCUUUGCCAUCUACCGCGCCCUGGACUGGGGGCUGGACGAGAGUGAGGAGCGCGAGCUCAGCCCGCAGCUGGAGCAGCUCAUCGACCUUAUGGCCAACAGCGACUGCGAUGAUGGCGGCUGUGGGGCAGCAGAUGAGGGCUACGGGGGCCCUGAGGAGGAGGAGGAAGCGGCCGAGGGUGUCCCCCGUGCUGUGCACACCUUUGCCCAGGCUAUGCGGCUGUGCGCAGCGCGCCUCACUGACCCCCGGGGUGCACAGGCCCACUACCAGGCCGUGUGUCGUGCCCUCUUCGUGGAGACCCUGGAGCUGCGUGCCUUCCUGGCCCGGGUCCGUGAGGCCAAGGAGAUGCUGCAGAGGCUGGGAGAGGAUGAGCCGCAGAUACAGAAGCCACUGGCUGAGCUCGACAACCUGGGACACACAGACUGGGCCCGGCUGUGGGUGCAGCUCAUGCGGGAGCUUCGCCACGGGGUGAAGCUCAAGAAGGUGCAGGAGCAGGAGUUCAACCCCCUGCCCACCGAGUUCCAGCUCACACCCUUUGAGAUGCUGAUGCAGGACAUCCGUGCCAGGAACUACAAGCUGCGCAAGGUCAUGGUGGAUGGGGACAUCCCUCCCAGGGUGAAGAAGGAUGCACAUGAGCUCAUCCUGGACUUUAUCCGUUCCCGGCCUCCCCUGAAACAGGUCUCUGAGCGCCAGCUUCGCCCACUGCCGCAGAAGCAAAGGACCCUGCAUGAGAGGAUUCUGGAGGAGAUCAAGCAGGAGCGCAGACUGCGGCCUGUAGGGGCCCAGCAGCUGGGCACUCGGGGCUUUGGCUCUCUGCCCUGCAUCCUCAACGCCUGCUCGGGGGACGUCAAGUCCACUUCCUGUAUCAAUCUGUCUGUCACGGAUGUUGGGAGUGGCACUCAGCGCCCACGGCCGCGGGUCCUGCUCAAGGCACCCACACUGGCUGAGAUGGAGGAGAUGAGUACCUCUGAGGAAGAGGAGUCUCCAUGUGGGGAGGUGACACUGAAACGGGAUCGCUCCUUCUCAGAGCACGACCUGGCCCAGCUGCGGAGUGAGGUGGCCUCCGCCCUGCAGCCAGCUGCUCCACCCCGGGAAGGGCCAGGACUGCCCCGGCCGCGGGCAGGCAGUAUGCACACCUGGAGGCCCAGCGCCUGGGACCAGGGCUCCUGUCCUGUGGGUGUCCAGCCCCAGCCUGACCCUGGGACCCCCACGCUCAGCAGCCUGAGCUCUGCAGACAGACCUGAAGCCUCUGUGCCAGAUGCCAGGCACCUGUGGCUGGAGUUCAGCCAUCCCGCGGAGAGUCUGGCCCUGACAGUGGAGGAGGUGGUGGAUGUGCGCCGUGUGUUGGUGAAGGCUGAGAUGGAGAAAUUCGUCCAGGACAAGGAGCUGUUUAGCAGCCUGAAGCGGGGGAAGGUUUGCUGCUGCUGCCGGGCCCGAUUCUCACUCUUCUCCUGGCCACCCACCUGUCUCUUCUGCAAGAGAGCCGUCUGCACUUCCUGUAGCGUAAAGAUGAAGAUGCCUUCUAAGAAGUGUGCACACAUCCCCGUCUACACUCUGGGCUUUGAGAGUUCUCAGAGGCCACCCUCGGCCAAGGCCAUGCCUACGCAGAGGAGAGAGGUCUUCCAGUGUGUUGCUCUGCCUUGUUGCGGGGUGUCUGGGUCCCUGCAAGGGCCACGGUGGCGAAGUGUGGAGGAGGAGUUCCCACACAUCUAUGCACAUGGCUGUGUCCUGAAGGAUGUCUGCAGUGACUGCACCAGCUUCGUGGCUGAUGUCGUGCGCUCCAGCCGAAGAAGUGUGGACGCUCUCAACACCACACCGCACCGCACCCGCCAGACACAGUCCCUUUACCUCCCUGACACCAAGACUCUGAAUUUCCAGUGACCACGGCCCAAGGCAGCCAGGCCUGCGCAUGUACAUAUAUACAUAGACAGACGCCUUUCUAUAAUAUAUGCACACAACCUAUAUAUUUAUAUGUUUUCUUGCCCCACUGCUCAUUUGGGGGCAGGUCCACUGCAAGCCCCUUCCCUGGGAGGCUGUCCCCUCUCAGGACUCCUUGGGGUGUGGAUGGAGGGUUUCUCCCUAAAGAGGGAGGGUAGGGGAUUCCAGACUCUAGGUCUCCAGCAGAUCCCGCCCAGGCCCCAGUUCUCUCCUACACAGCUCGGACCACAUAGCUGCUUCCCUUUCCUGGGUACGAGUCCGGGUUGGGUUGGGGAGCCUGCCUACCUCUGCCUUCCUGUAGGGGCCCAAGGCACCAGGAAGCUGCUGGGUGGAUGGGACCCUCUGCGAGGUGUCCUAGGCACCCCACAUCUCCAUAUGAGGGCAGAGGCCGAGCUGGGACCCUGCCCCUGCCUAGCACCCCCACCCAGCACCCCCCUGCCACCCUGCCCCUUCAGGCCUUCCCAUGCGCUGGUGCUAUCCUCCUCACCCACUGCAGGCCAGAGGGCCUGGGGAUGCCAGGUGGUCCUGGCACAGCUCUGUAAAGUCAUGCCCAUGGCCAUGUGAGCCUAAUAAAGAUGAUCUCAUGGUGA
Chinchilla lanigera (long-tailed chinchilla) is the source of this 2587-nucleotide messenger RNA. RefSeq names its product spire-type actin nucleation factor 2 (gene Spire2). The record is from RefSeq and is a predicted model, not a curated record. NCBI's taxonomy places the organism in Eukaryota, Metazoa, Chordata, Mammalia, Rodentia, Chinchillidae. Gene Ontology annotation, cellular component: cytoplasmic vesicle membrane; cell cortex. Gene Ontology annotation, molecular function: actin binding. Gene Ontology annotation, biological process: Golgi vesicle transport; actin filament network formation; intracellular transport.